CUUCAGGCCAUGCUCCUCGGAGACUCUGGUGUGGGGAUAACCUGCUUCCUUAUCCAGUUCAGAGACGGUGCAUUUCUCUCAGGAGCCUUUCUGGCCACAGUUGGCAUUGACUUCAGGAUGAGAAUUGUUACCUUGUAUGGACUAAACGUGAAAUUACAGAUCUGGGAUACAGCUGGACAGGAGACGCAUGCUUACUACAGGGAUGCACAGGCCCUGCUCUUGCUUUAUGAUAUAACAAACAAAACAUCAUUUGACAACAUUCAGGCCUGGCUCACGGAUAUUUAUGACUAUGCACAAAAGGAUGUGGUCAUCAUUCUGCUUGGCAACAAGGUAAGUACCACUUCCUCACGGGUCAUAAGGACUGAGGAUGGGGAGUCUCUGGCAAAGGAGUAUGGUGUGCCCUUCAUGGAGACGAGUGCCAAGACUGGUGUCAAAGUCGAGCUGGCAUUUUUAGCUGUGGCAAGGGAGCUAAAGGAGAGGACUUCAGUGCGGGAGGAACGUUCAUUUCAGAUCCAUAGUUACAUUGAUUCCCAGAAGAAGACAGGCAACUGCUGUGCCAAUUGACUUGGUGGGGUGGAUUCUAUACAGCAACGCCCUUUCCCUCAAUACCAGCACUUUAAGAUCUGGAACAAAGGAGACACCCCUGUAAUAUGCUAAUCACAACCCAUUACAUGAAUGCAAGUCCCACAACAGGCUCUGCCAAACUCUUGAAUAAAAAGGGAACCCUAUAAUCAGGAUGAAGAGACGGACGCCAUUCCACAAAUGAUAAGAAACAAUCCAUAACCAUGAAACAUGCUGAUACCAUAAGCAAACAUGUGCAUCCAUCUUUAGGAAAACAACCCUUUGCACUUUAUUGAAGAAAAUAUGUACCAAGAAGACUUUUAUGACCCUGGUCUGUGCUGUUCUCAUGUUACCAUCACAAACAGUAGCAUUUGUAUAAGUGUCAUGUUACCCAUCACCCCUUUUUUCUGUGCCAAGGUGCCCGGCAGGCAUAGGUUUACAUUUUGUAGUUUAAAGGGGCAGUUCCUGUUGCCCUUGGAUAUGAUUUUAGCAAAUGCUCCUAAGAUAUUGGCACUAACUUUGGGGGAUCUGGAAACAAGAAAUUUCUUUGUGAUGUUUUUUUUAUAACACCAUAAAUAAAUACGAGAUGCCAUAAAAUGUACACGCCAAUAUACUGAGAGUGAUUCUCACCCUCACAUGCAGACUUCCUGGCUGUGUGAUCGAUAUGUGGUUACUUCCACAUAAAGUAAUUCUAAUUCUAAUUCUGUUUUAAUAUUGAUGGUCAUGUAUUAUGUUUGUUUUUAAUUAUCUCACACUGUUUACCUUUUGAGUUUGAUAUUUAAACUACUGUCAGGUUGCUAGACUCCCUGUCCCUGGCAACCAGGCAUUUGUGCAAUUGUCAAAAUAAAAGAUAAACAAGA
Molecule: messenger RNA, 1421 nt
Organism: Xenopus laevis (African clawed frog)
Lineage: Eukaryota; Metazoa; Chordata; Amphibia; Anura; Pipidae
Gene: rab37.S
Product: ras-related protein Rab-37-like
Exons: 8
Coding region: 10-564 (184 amino acids)
Source: RefSeq, a predicted model, not a curated record